AUGGCUUCUCACUACAGCCCCUCUUUCUUCUUGUUAUUACUUGUCACUUUGUCGUUAACAAGCUGCUACACAAUUCAAGCAGAAGCACGCCAUCUUCUUGAAGUAACUAUGCCCGAGCUUCCUAAGCCUGAAUUGCCACAUCUUCCGGAAAUCCCAACUUUUCCUAAGCUUGAAUUCCCUGAAAUUCCAAAACCCGAGCUGCCAACUCUGCCGAAGCCCGAGUUUCCAGAAAUACCAAAGCCGGAGUUACCAACAUUUCCAAAGCCUGAACUACCAACAUUUCCAAAACUCGAGAUUCCUUCCAUUCCUAAGCCUGAGCUACCAACUUUGACUAAGCCUAAAAUCCCUCAAAUGCCUCAGAAGCCUUGA
This is a messenger RNA of Lycium barbarum (goji berry), 369 nucleotides long. RefSeq names its product protein PELPK1-like. Lineage: Eukaryota; Viridiplantae; Streptophyta; Magnoliopsida; Solanales; Solanaceae. Bases 1 to 369 code for a protein of 122 amino acids. The transcript has a single exon. The record is from RefSeq and is a predicted model, not a curated record.